Cuculus canorus (common cuckoo) is the source of this 3750-nucleotide messenger RNA. Its product is annotated as E3 ubiquitin-protein ligase TRIM39. Bases 131 to 1816 code for a protein of 561 amino acids. The transcript is spliced from 7 exons. Gene Ontology annotation, molecular function: zinc ion binding; protein binding. NCBI's taxonomy places the organism in Eukaryota, Metazoa, Chordata, Aves, Cuculiformes, Cuculidae. The record is from RefSeq and is a predicted model, not a curated record.
CAAGCGUGGAGAAAAAGAAAAUUAAAGGUAAGAGGGUGAGUGGAAAUCGGCUGUUGCUUGGCCCUGGGGAGCUGUGAAAGAAGGGGCGUCCUGUUUAAAAACGGAAUCGAAAGCAACAAUAAAAGCAUUUAUGGCUGCACGUACGCACGCAGAAAUGAGGACGUGGGCAGAACAGCGGCGAAGGCGGUGGUUGUAUACGCCCACCGGGCUCCCUGGAGAAAGGGGAUUCUCCCUUCUCCUCUGCAGUAGUCGCAACUCGGAGAAGACUCGGUGCAUCUCAGCAGUGAAACUCCGCCGCCUCUCGCUUCCACCUCCCUCGGGGGCCCGAGCCACCUGCAGGAAGCGAAGCAGCCAACGGGCAAGACCAAGCAGGGUGGAAAACGAAAGCUGCCCGUCGCCCUCGCGCGCCGAGGCGAUGGCCGCAGACAGCCCCGCCGAAAGCUUCCACAACGAAGCCUCCUGCUCCAUCUGCUUGGGCUUCUUCCAAGACCCCGUCUCCAUCCAUUGCGGCCACAACUUCUGCCGGGCGUGCAUCACGCGCCACUGGGAAGAAGCCAAGGAGAAUUUCGUCUGCCCUCAGUGCCAAGAGGCGGCUCCGCAGCGAAACCUGAGACCCAACCGGGAGCUGGCAAAAAUCAUCGAGAUAGCCAAGCAGCUGAGCUUGCAGGCAGCCAGAGGAGGGGCAGGGAAGGAGAGGCUGUGCGAGAAGCAUGGAGAAGCUCUGAAACUCUUCUGCGAGGAGGACCAGACCCCCAUCUGCCUGGUGUGCAGAGAGUCCCAGGCUCACCAGCUUCAUGCCGUGGUCCCCAUCGAGGAGGCUGCGGAGGAGCACAAGGAGAAAUUCCAGGCUCACAUGCAGAUGCUGAAGGACAGGAGAGAAAAGCUGUGGGGACUGAAAACGGCUCAGGAAGGAAAAAGCCUGGACUUCCUCGAACAAGUAGAAACCGAGAGGCAGAAGGUUGUGUCGGAAGCCAAGGAGCUGCACCAGUUCGUGGAGGGACAGGAACGUCUCCUUUUGGAGCGGCUGGCCAAGCUGGACCAGGAGAUCAUGAGGAGACAGGAGGAAACCAUCAACAAGCUCUUGGAGGAGAUCUCCUCCAUCGACAAGCAGUUCUGUGAACUGGAGGAGAAGUGUCAGCAGCCAGCGUGCGAAUUCCUGCAGGACAGCAGAAACAUCUUGAGCAGGCUGGAGAAGGAUGGUGACCAGGCACCAGCAGAGAUGUCACCUGAGCUGGGAGAGGAACCCAUCGGCCUUCCUCAGAAGAAUAUUGCCCUCAAGGAGAUGCUGAUGAAAUUUCAAGUAAGUUUGACGCUGGAUCCAGAGACGGCGCAUCCCCGGCUCGUCCUGUCUGAGGAUCGCAAGCGCGUGAGAUGGGAAGACACUCGCCAGCCCGUCCCCGACAACCCCAAGCGCUUCGACUCAUCGCGCUGCGUCCUGGGCUGCGAGGGUUUCAGCGCGGGGAGGCAUUACUGGGAGGUGGAGGUGGGCGAGGGGGAAGCUUGGGCUGUUGGGGUGGCCAAGGAGUCGGUGAAGAGGAAAGGGCGGAUCAGCGUCAACCCCAAGGUGGGGAUCUGGGCGGUGGGGCAGUGCGGGAGCCAGUACCAGGCACUCACGUCUCCCACCAUCCCCAUCUCCCUGCUUGCUCCCCCCAAAGUGAUUGGGAUUUACCUGGACUACGAGGCGGGGCGGGUGGCUUUUUUUGACUCCAAUAACGAGGCCCCAAUCUUCACCUACCCCCCAACAUCCUUUGCGGGAGAGCGAAUCCUCCCCCUGCUCUGCCUGGGGAGGGGCUGCCAGUUCACUCUCUCCCCCUGACCCUCACGGGACAGUGUCCACCUGAGCCUAGGGAGAACUCAGGGGCUCAUCACCCCCGAGAUGGCUUUUGGGAGCGUGAAGAAUAUCCUCUCUGGGAUGGAAAAUUCUCCUUUCUCCAUAGUUUAUGUCAACAAGAAGCAUCGCUUGGUUCAGAGCUGGAGAGAGAGAGAGGGGCUGCUCUGCUUCCCAACCCCCUGCGACUCUGCCGGAUGCUCUGGUGCAUCCACGUCCAUAAACCCUUCCAAAAACUUCUCUGUGGGAGAGCUGAGCUGAGCACAAGUUGAGCUGGUUCCCAGUUUCUCUCCCUCCGCCCUCUCCAACGCGUCCUUGCAAUAUGCUGAGCCUGGAUUUGGCUCACCGAGCUUUCAGCUGCGUGACUGAGCGUAGAUGCUGUAGGCGGUGAUGCAAAAGCUUAGAGGACUUCCUGAUGGCUUCAUGUUUUCGGUGGCAAUAAUCUAAUCUAAGGGUGAGAUAGGCAAGACCUUAUCUGGUGGAAGGGUACCUUAAAUCAACCAAACUACCUUCAUCCGUGGUGUGAGCUUGUGUGGGAUUCCUGCUUAGUGCUGUGUGAUGUCCACGCCUUUGGAUGUUGUAAGGAAUUGCCGUUCCAUGAGCAGCCAUCCAACCUAUGGUCCCACCAGGGUCAGUGAAGAAUGGUGGCAAAUGGUCAUUUAUCUUCUCUAGAAAUGCCUCGACGAGUGUGUGCGGGAGUAUUCACUUCUCCCAUCUGAUGGCAGAUUGUUGGGAUGUAGAUGCCUACACUCAAGAGAAAUAAAUCCUUCCCAAGGCAGAGCUGGCUUUAACCUCUAAUUAACCAACAGCUUCUGGCUGAGCUGCUGCCUAAUGGAUAUUUAGGGGAGUAAGGAGGAACCCAGGAGGGGUGGAGGGUGCUCAAGGGAGCGUUUCCCAGCGGAUGGAGUCAGUGUUUUCAGAUUCUGCCCCUCUACUGGGACACCUCAUCUGGAGGAUUGUGUCCAGUUCUGCAAUCUCCAACAUAAGAAGGAGAUGGAGAUGUUGGAACGGGUUCAGAGGAGGCUACAAAGGUGAUCAGAGGUCUGGAGCACCUCCCAUCUGAGGACAGGCUGAGAGAGUUGGGGUUGUUCAGCCUGGAGAAGAGGAGGCUCCGAGGAGACCUUAGAGCGACCUUCCAGUACACGAAAGGGGCUACAAGAAAGCUGGGAAGGGGCUGUUAACAAAUGGUUGUGGGGAUAGGAUGAGGGCAAAUGGGUAUAAACUGGAGAGGGGCAGAUUUAGACUGGACACGAGGAGGAAUUUCUUCCAAGCCAAGAUGCCAUUGGCCUUCUUGGCCCCCUGGGCACACUGCUGGCUCGUGUUCAGUUGGGUGUCAACCAACACGCCCAAGUUCUUCUCCUCCAGGCAACUUUCCAGCCACUCUUCCCCGGUCUGUAGCUGCACAGGGUUGUGCCCCAAGUGCAGGACCCGGCGUUUGGCCUCGUUAAACCUCCUGCCGUUGGUCUCAGCCCAUGGAUCCAGCCGGAUCCUUUUGGAGCCUCCCUACCCUCCAUCAGACGGACACUUCCACCCACCUUAGUGUCGUCUGCGAAUUUGGUAAGGGGACACUCGAAGCCUUCAUCUGAGUCAUUGAUAAAGAUAUUGAACAGGAUUGGACCCAGCGGUGAGCCCUGGGGGGCAGCGCUUGUGACCGGCCUCGGGCUGGAGUUAACUCCGUUUACCAAAACUCUUUGAGCUCAGCCACAUUUCAGGCUCUUUUCCAUGCAGUGAGGUUGAUUGUCUUGAAGUCAGUAGAACUGAACCCCAAAACAAAGGGAAGAUGAGCAGCUCCUCGCAGGGCAGAGAAUAUCCAAUAGGGUGCAGGUAGGCACCCCUUUCCCCCAUGGAGGUUUCUGUAGUGUAGUGGUUAUCACGUUCGCCUCACACGCGAAAGGUCCCCGGUUCGAAACCGGGCAGAAACA